AUGACGGUCGCAAACGAGGUGACCGACCCAUCCGAUUGGCGCGGGCCGGACGAUCCUAAUUGUCCAUACAACUGGCCGAUGUGGAAACGCCUCUACAUGACUAGCAUACCCGCCUUGCUCUGUGUCAACGUCUCCUUCGCCUCUUCCGUCUACACCUCCGGCGCGGAGGACAUCUCACGCGAGUUCGGCGUUUCCCACACCGAAUCCCUCCUCGGGCUUUCUCUGUUCCUUUGGGCCCUGGGUCUCGGCGCCAUCAUUGCGGCCCCCGUCAGCGAGUACUAUGGCCGCCGCAUCGUGUAUUUGUCCACGGUCCCCGUGUUUGGGCUCUUCAUCUUAGGGUCUGGCUUUGCCCAGAAUUUCCCGACGCUCAUUGUUUGCCGCACGCUCGCUGGGUUCUUCGGCAGUGCCGUCGUCUCGGUGGGCGGCGGGACGAAUGCGGAUCUCUGGCCGCCGACUAUGGCGGGACUUAUUUACCCCUUUUAUUUUGUGUCACCGUUCCUGGGGCCGGCUUUUGGUCCCGUCAUCGGUGGUUUCCUGAGCCAAGCCAAGGGCUUCCGCUGGCUCGAGUGGGUCAUCCUCUUCAUGGUUGCCUUCAAUUACGUGUACGCCCUGCCGCAGUUCGAGACCUACAAGAAGACCAUCCUCCAGAAGCGCGCGCAAGCCGAGAAGAAGGCCGCGCUGGCGAGCAACCCGUCACUAGCGACCGAAACUGCUGCUGCUGCCCCAAAAUUCGCACUUCCCUCGAGCGCCAUCGUACAACGCAUUGUGCUCAAACCCUUCAAGAUGCUCUUUGUCGAAUCCAUCGUGCUCUUCAUGACCAUCUACAUGGCCUUCAACUUCGCCGUCUUCUACUCCUUCUUCGCCGCCUUCCCUUACGUGUUUGGUGACGGCGCUGGCAGCAGUGGCAAGUACAACUUCCCCCCUGGCGAAGAAGGGCUCACAUUCAUUUCGAUUGCCUUGGGCUGUGUGAUCGGGUUCUUGGCCGUUGUCUACAUCGACCGCCGCACCUACCCGGCACUGGAGGCACGUUUCGGGGUCGGCCUUGUACCGCCCGAGUAUCGGUUGUACGGCGCCAUGGUCGGCGCGGCUCUCAACCCAGCCAGCUUGUUCUGGUUCGGCUGGACUGCCGAGGCGGGCACGUACUGGGCCAGUCCUGUGGUGGCUGCUGUGCCAUUUGCCGUCGGCAACAUCAUGGUCUACAGCAGCGGCGCGUUGUAUAUCAUGAACGCUUACGGGUCUCUGCAUGGAGCCAGUGCGUUGAGUGCCAACAGCUUGCUGCGGUAUGCUGGAGGUGGUGCAUUCCCACUGUUCACCGUGCAGAUGUUCUCCUCCAUGGGCAUCGGCUGGGCGAGCAGUUUGCUGGGGUUUGUCUCGGUAGUGCUUGUGCCCGUACCAUUCGUGCUCUACAAGUACGGAAGCAAGAUUCGAGCCCGAUCCCAGUACAUCGUUCUCAAGGACCCGGUCCUGGACAACGCGGUGUCGUUACGCGAGACGACAAGCGAGGGAGAGGAUACAGCGGUGUAA
Messenger RNA from Dichotomopilus funicola, 1524 nucleotides. RefSeq names its product major facilitator superfamily transporter. The record is from RefSeq and is a predicted model, not a curated record. Gene Ontology annotation, biological process: transmembrane transport; spermidine transport; spermine transport. Bases 1 to 1524 code for a protein of 507 amino acids. Gene Ontology annotation, molecular function: spermidine transmembrane transporter activity; spermine transmembrane transporter activity. NCBI's taxonomy places the organism in Eukaryota, Fungi, Ascomycota, Sordariomycetes, Sordariales, Chaetomiaceae. Gene Ontology annotation, cellular component: plasma membrane. The transcript is spliced from 3 exons.